AUGGAUGAAGGAAUUGAUGAUAAAAGUUUAUUAAAAUUAAUUAAAUGCUCUAAUAAUCUUGAGUUAAAACAAAAUGAAGAAAUUGAAACGUUAGAAAUAUGCAUGGAAAGAUCAAUUAACCUUAAUAUAUUUGAUCAGUUUAAAAAUAUAAAAGAAUUAUAUUUAAUAAAAAAUAAUAUUACUGAUAUAAGCCCCCUCUUUAAGUGUGUAAAUUUAGAAAUUUUGUUUUUGCAAAUUAAUCAAAUUGAGAGUAUACUAGGAAUAAAGAGCUUGGUGAAGCUCGAAAAGUUAAACUUAUUCAAUAAUAAACUAACUGAAAAAUUUAUAAAUAUCGAAGAAAAUAUAAAUUUGACAUAUAUAGAUUUAAGCGACAAUCAAAUAGAAAAUAUCAAUUUUUUAUCUAAUACAAAAAGAUUGACACAUAUAAAUAUAGCUAACAAUAAAAUAAAAAAUUUAAACCCAUUGAAAAAUAACGAAAAUAUAGAAUAUUUAAAUGCUAGUGGAAACAGACUUCAAAAAUUUGAAGACGUACAAGUUCUUUGGCAUUUAACCCAUUUGAAAGAAUUAUAUUUAAACUCAAUAUAUUACAGAAAUAAUGCCCUGGCGAAUAGCAUAUUGUAUAAGCAUUACUUUUUUAAUAAUUUUCCAAAUUUACAAAUAUUAGACCAUGAAAUAAUUGUGGACAAGAAUAGAAAAAUAACGUUACGAGAUAUGGAAGUUUUAAAAAGCAUUAUUGAUUUUAAAAUAAAUUUAGUUCAAGAGAAAUAUUACAAAGAAAAAUAUCAUAUAUUAUUUAUAAAUAACAAAAAUAUAUGUUACCUAAACAAUGCAUUAAAGCCAUUUCAUUCCUAUUGCAAUAUAGAAGAAUUUCUCCAAAUUAAUCACGAUAAAAAGAAAUCCAUGCUAAAAAUAAAAGAUGAAAUAAAUUUUUUAUUAAGCGCAUAUACUUCCAGAUUUAAUUAUAUAAUGCGCCGAUUAAAAGAGGAGAAAAAUUUACAAAUAAAAUACAUCACGACAUCAAUGAACUCUUACUUCAACAUUUUUUUCAAAAACAUAACCACAGUCCAGAAUGAAUAUAAAAAAAUCGAAGACUUUAUUAAAUUAAUGUUCAAAUCAGAAACGCUGAAAAAUUAUUUUGUAGACGAUAUAAAAAUUGAAAAUAUAAUAAAAGUAAAAAAACUAAACCAUGGCCAACUGGAUGAAAUGAUAGAAAACCACUUAAAUAGUUUAAUUUACGAAAAAAAACUUCUUUUUUUGCAUCCAUACAAUUAUUGCAAAAUAAACAACUUUUUUGAGUUUGAUGAAGAGGAAAAAACAAGCGAAGACACGGAAAAAAAAAAGUUUUUUGAAAAAAAUUAUGUUUGUUCAUGCUACAAUAUAAAUCAUAUUUUAAAAACACUUAUUAAACUUUUUUUAGAAGAGGAUUGCAUAAACGAUUUGGUGCAUUUAAUUUAUUAUAAGAAAAAAAAAGAAGACUAUUUUAUAGAUUUGAAAAAUGAUAUAAACAUAAAAAAAAAAAUUAUGGCAUAUAAAAAAUUAGACUUUUUAGUAUUUCCUAUAUAUAUUGUUGAAACCUAUUUAUUCCCAAAUGAAUAUAAAGAAAUAUCUGCUUACAGCUCUCAAGAAUAUAAAACAAAUGAAAAAAAAGGAGACAAAGAAAAUGAAGAUAAAAAUUUUAACGAAUCUAAAUUUAAAAUUUAUUACACCUUACCAGUUCAUACAAAUUUAAAAUAUAUAGUAAAUGUUAGUUUGGUAAAUAAAAAUAAAGAAAAAAUUAAUGACAAACCGGAUAUAAAUAAAUCAAAUUAUGUUACUAAAAUAGAGAAGGAAAAAAGUAAGAAAAAAAAUUUCUUGGAGUAUAUCACGAUGGGAAAAAUGAAUACUAAUUCAAUUGGAAAUAAUAAAGAAAGAAAUAAUAACCCUUUUAUAGAUUGCUUCUAUUUUAACGAUAAAAUUAAGGACCAGUUUUUGCAAUAUGCUCUAGAUUUUGAUUCUGUAAACUUUUUUAAUAUUACAAAAUAUUUUAUCAAGUUAAGUAAAGUUAUAUGCGAAAUCCGAAAAAAUCUUUUUUUGCUCUUCUCCAAAGAAGGCAUAAAAUCGAUUAAUAAUAUUAACAACGUUGUUGAUAAUAAUGAAAAUAGUAUCCAUAUGAAGGAAAAGAUUGAGCUUAUAUCCUUAGAUGACCUUGAAAUUGUAAAAAAAAAAAAAGAGGAAUCGCUAGUUAGCGAUUUACCUUUACCAUCAAUUAAUCGGUGUAAUGAUGAUAACGAUAAUGAGACAAAUAAAAAAAAGGCGAACGUUUUAUUUUUAAACAAUUUGAACUUAAGCAAAAUAAGCCUAAAAUUGUUGCAUGAAAAAUUCAUAUAUUUAAAAGAAUUAUAUUUAAAAAAUAAUAAUAUACAUAAUUUAAAACAUUUUUUUCAAUAUAUAGAAGAAUAUGACAUGGAACAUUUAGAACAUUUAGAUUUAUCAUUUAAUUGUAUUUUUGAUAUUACACCUAUAUAUAACAAAUUUAAAAACCUAAUUCAUUUUGAUAUGUCAUAUAAUUAUCUUUAUGAUUAUAAACAAAUAAUGAAUUUUAGCAUAAAUCACCAAAAAAUACAAUAUUUAUCAAUUAAGUGCAAUUCUAUAUAUUUUAACCAAAAUUAUUAUGACCAUGUUCAUAUUCUUUUUCCAUCUAUAAAAAAAUUUAACGAUAUAGAACUAGUAAAUAAGUCAGAUUUAAACCUAAGACAAUAUUGCUUUUUAGAAGCACCUUUUGAGAAUAAUAUCCAUUAUACAGAUUGUGACGAUAAACAAACUAUAGAAUGUAGAUUUCUAAGUGAAACAGCUAUAGAUGAAGAGAUAAUAACAAUUCCAAACCAUCGAAAGUUGUACAAAGAAAUAAAUUUGAGUAACUAUAAAUUUUAUGUGACGAAAAUAGACUUAUCAAACUUGUAUAUGAAAUUUGAGCUAACCAAUUUACUCGAUUUUUCAUCUUUUCCAAAAUUGCAAGUUUUAAACUUAUCAAAUAAUGGGAUUGAAAACUUAAGUAACUUAAAAUUGCCCGAAAAAUUAAAAGUGUUAAAUUUAAAAAAUAAUAAAAUUGUAAGUAUUGAUAAUUUUAUAAAUGGAGAGUUAUGUUGUAUAGAAAAAAUAAUAUUAGACAAUAAUGAAAUAAAGAAUAUUGAUAAAAUAAAUGUGUUAAAAAAUUUGAAAAUAUUAAGGUGCUCAUAUAAUAAAAUAAGUAAUAUACCAAUAUUAAAUAAUUUAAAAUUAAUAGAAAUAAAUAUACACAAUAAUUUGAUAAAAGAUAUCACCAACUUAAUUUUAAUAAAAAAUAAAAAACAGCUUGUUUUAUUAAAUAUUUAUAAUAAUAAAAUUAAUUUCUCAAACCUUGAUUUAUAUUUAACACAUAUAUUCCCUAAUCUGUUAAUAUUAAAUAAUAAUUAUGUAGAAAGAAAAAUAGACACAAAAAAAAUUUUUAAAAGUGUAUAUACUCUUGAUAUAUUUUUUGAGAUAUAUAAUAUUUACCCCCCUUAUACAUCAUUAAAAGUUUUAGAAAUUAAAAAUCUUAAAAUUAAAAAUAUAUUAUUUAACAUAAACAAUGACAAUUUUAAAAAUCUUGAGAUCCUAAACGUUUCCAACAAUUACAUAAACACAAUUAAAAAUCUGGGGCCUUUGGACAAUCUCAGGGUUCUAAUCUUAAACAACAAUAAGCAUAUAAACGAAGAUUCGUUCAUUUGUGAAAAUAAGAAGAAUGCGCUAAAUUCUUUUAAAUCUUUACAAGAACUUGAUAUAGGGUUUUGUAUAAUAUCUAAGACUUGUUUUUUCAAAAAUUGUGAAAAUUUACAAAAUUUGAAGAACUUGAAUUUAGAGGGGAAUAAUAUAAAUUUAUUAAAACAUUUGAAUUAUUUGAAAAAUCUUGAAAUUUUGAAUUUGUCAAAUAAUAAAAUAUCCAAAGUAUGCUCAAACUCAUUUCCCCAGGCUUUGAAAAAUUUGAACAUAUCUAACAACCUAAUAAGAAAUUUGAGUGAAUUUUGUGAAAUGGAAAAUCUCGAAAUUUUAGACCUUCGUGUGAACAGAAUAGACAAUAUUGACGAAUUUAAACAUUUGAAAAAUUUAAAUAAUUUAAAAGAAUUAUAUUUGAGCGGAAAUAGAAAAAUAAAAGAACAUUUUAUCACUAUUAAGGAUAUAUUAAACCAAGUAAAAUAUUUUGAUACACGAAUUAUGAAAGAUCACGAAAAUAUUAAACAUGAAAUAGAAGAAAAAGUGGAAAAAAAUUUAACACCUAAAAAUGAGAUUAACAAAAAAAUCACAUUAACGACUGCAAAAAAUAAAACCACAAAACUCUUCAAAAAAGUUGCCAUCAAAAAUACACAAUUAAAAAGGGUCAUAAAAAACAAAAACAGUUUUGAUACGAAGAUAGGCAAAAAAAACGAUUUUGUUGUAAUAGGAAAAAAAAUUACAAGCAAAGGAAACUAUUAA
Molecule: messenger RNA, 4467 nt
Organism: Plasmodium berghei ANKA
Lineage: Eukaryota; Apicomplexa; Aconoidasida; Haemosporida; Plasmodiidae
Product: leucine-rich repeat protein
Exons: 18
Coding region: 1-4467 (1488 amino acids)
Cellular component (GO): cytoplasm
Molecular function (GO): protein binding
Source: RefSeq, a predicted model, not a curated record